AUGGCAUCUGUUGAAGUUGAAUUGGGUGUUACCCCAGAAACUACCUAUAGCAUUGCCGGUAAGCAAAUCAAGUUUGAUUCUCAUGCUGAUAUCGAACCUUAUUUGAAAGAAUUUGAAUCAAAAGACAAAGUUAGCAAAAUUAAUUUCAGUGGGAAUACCAUUGGUAUUGAAGCAUCUGAAUCGUUAAGCAAAUCUCUUUUGAAACAUAAGGAUACUAUUGUAGAAAUUGAUUUCAGUGAUUUGUAUACUGGGAGAUUAAAUACCGAAAUCCCUCAAUCAUUAGAAUUUUUAUUACCAUCGUUAUUAAAAUUACCAAAUUUGAAAUUGCUUAAUUUGAGUGAUAAUGCAUUUGGAUUACAAACCAUUGAUCCUAUUGAGGCUUAUUUACCUAAGGCUAUCACUUUGGAUCAUAUUAUUUUAUCUAAUAAUGGUAUGGGUCCAUUUGCUGGGGCAAGAAUUGGUAAGGCAUUAUAUAAAUUAUCUCAAGCUAAAAAAACCGCUAAUAAACCAUCUUUGAAAACUUUUAUUUGUGGAAGAAAUAGAUUAGAAAAUGGUUCUAUCAAUUAUUUAGCUAUUGGUUUAAGAAAUCAUCAAGAUUUACAAGUUGUUAAAUUAUAUCAAAAUGGUAUUAGACCAACUGGUAUUUCCAAAUUAAUCUCAAAAGGUUUAAGUCAUAAUAAAAAUUUAACCAUUGUUGAUUUACAAGAUAACACUAUUACUACUCAAGGUUCAAUCGAAUUAGCUGAUUCCAUUUCAAAUUGGUCUAAGUUAGUUGAAUUAAACUUAAAUGAUUGUUUAUUAAAAGCAAAAGGUUCUUUAGCUUUAGUUGAAAGUUUAUCAAAAAUUAAAUUACCUUCUUUAAAGCUUUUAAAAUUACAAUAUAAUGAAUUAGAAAAUGAUUCUUUAUCUAAAUUAGUUAAAGUUAUUCAAGAUAAUUUACCAAAUUUAAAAUCUUUAGAAUUAAAUGGUAAUAGAUUUGAAGAAGAUUCUGAUUUAAUCGAAAAAAUUAAUGAUAUUUUCACCGAAAGAGGAUUUGGUGAAUUAGACGAUUUAGAUGAUUUAGAAGAAAUAGAUAGUGAAGAUGAAGAUGAAGACGAUGAUGAAACUAAUGAUGAUGAAGCGGAUGAUGAAGACUUGGAUCAAUUAGAAAAAGAAUUGGCUAGUCUUGAUCUUAAUCAAAAUGAUAAGGCUGUUGACGAUAUCGCAGAUGAAUUAUCAAAAGCUCAUAUCAAAUAA
This is a messenger RNA of Hyphopichia burtonii NRRL Y-1933, 1236 nucleotides long. RefSeq names its product GTPase-activating protein (gene RNA1). Gene Ontology annotation, cellular component: cytosol; perinuclear region of cytoplasm; nucleus. Gene Ontology annotation, molecular function: GTPase activator activity; small GTPase binding. The record is from RefSeq and is a predicted model, not a curated record. NCBI's taxonomy places the organism in Eukaryota, Fungi, Ascomycota, Pichiomycetes, Serinales, Debaryomycetaceae. Gene Ontology annotation, biological process: activation of GTPase activity; nucleocytoplasmic transport. Bases 1 to 1236 code for a protein of 411 amino acids. The transcript has a single exon.